GUGUUGUCCUGUUAAAACUUAAGAGUGUUAUUUUUUUAGUGUUGUGCAAGACAUUAAGGUUUUUUUUUCUUCGUCGCAAGAACAAUGGAAUAAUUGAUACUUAAUUGACUAUCAUCGAUUUUUUGCACUGUAAGAUUAAAUAUGAAGCGAAGAUGGGCCAAAAAGGAUUUAUUACAUCAAUUUUGGUAUUAGCAGUAGCAAUUAGGACAGAAGCUCAAUUUUUUGAUUUCUUCUCAGACCUGAGACCGUUUACAUAUCAAACUGUCAAACCAAUAUUUCCAUUUCAAGAAAGUACAACUAAAAAAACAAAAACCACAUACCAAAGACACAAUGGUGAAGAACAACACAGAACUCCUUCUUACAAUGAAGACAGAGAGGGAAAUAGGGCAAACGCACGAGAGAAAGCAAGACGUAGAACUACAACCACUUCAUAUGACGUGACUCAAAGGCCUAGAGUCAAGAAUGCUACUAGAAGUGAUUUCAGUAACUCAAAUAAUAAAAAUAGCGAUUAUAGUAAUUCCAAUAAUAAUAGAAAUAGAAAUAAUAAUGGAAAUUAUAAUGUUAAUCAAGGAAAUAGGGAUAGUAAUAAUGAUUACAAUAACAGGCCGUGGCAAGACGCCAAUGUUAUCGAAUACACGACCAGACCACGAGAAACUACGAGGAAUAAUAAAUAUACUACGUAUAAUCCCUUGUAUAAUAGACCUGGAGUGAAGCCGGCUUUGGUGGACAAUAGUAGACCUCCAAUAACAAAUAGGCCAGCUACGCAAAGGCCUUUUGCGGUAUACCCGAGGCCUACUGACGGUAGCGUGAUCAGGUUUCCUGAAGGCGCUGACACCAGCCCUCCGGUCUUGACUGGAACAGACGUGGACAGCAUGAGCCAAGCCGAGAAGAGGAAGUACCUUCAGAUUGCUGAGAAAAUGUGCGACAAAUAUAAAUCUCUCAGCGUGAAGAAAUUGGAGUUCAUACCGCUGCUGCCGUCUCCGGAGUCGGUUCAAAUCAACGUGACCGAAUGUGAGGUGUCGUCUGUGCCUCUCGUGGUGGGCGGCAAGGUUACGAGUAUACGGGAGUUCCCUCAUAUGGCGCUAUUGGGAUGGACGAAACUGAAGGACGGCGGUUACGCCUGGAAAUGUGGGGGUUCCCUGGUCAGCGACAGAUACGUUUUGUCUGCUGCACAUUGCUCUUUCCAGAACAGAGACGCUGAUGUGGCGAGCGGUGCACCGAGAGUGGUCCAGCUGGGCUCCACUUACCUUGACGACACAGGGGCGCUUGUCGUCAGAGUGUCGUCAGUCAUACGACACCCGAAGUACUCACAGAGUCGGUCGUAUUACGACAUCGCUCUAGUGAAAAUGGCGAAGUCUGUUACGUUUUCAGCCGUGGUGAAGCCGGCCUGCCUUGGAGUACCACCGCCGGUUGGCGAAAUGGUGGUAGCUACCGGUUGGGGACGCACUGAGUUUGGCGGAGACCAAUCCUUGGAGCUCAGAAGCGUCUCCGUGCCCAUUUGGGACAUGCAGGACUGCCGGCGCAUCCUGGGCGUCACCAGGAAGAUGCCCGAGGGCCCCUCCCCGGAGAGCCAGCUCUGCGCUGGCGAGAAGAAAGGGGGCAAGGAUACUUGUCAGGGUGACUCAGGAGGUCCAGCGCAAAUCAAAGAUGGCUGCCUUUGGCGCAUAAUUGGCGUUACAUCAGUCGGCCGGUCAUGUGGCGCUGUCAAUACACCAGCCAUUUACGCUAGAGUGUUCAGAGAAUUCAUUGCAGCCCAGAUUUUUGGCGAUAAAAUCAACGAUAUAGAUAAUAAAGAUUAUGAAUCAAAUCAUGAUUCUGGAGCGAGUAAUCAGAAUAAUGGUUUUAAUAAUCAUAAUUCUGAAGUUAGUAAUCAGGAUUACGGUUAUAAUAAUCAUAAUUCUGAUCGACAGAAUGUCGGUUCAAACAGUAACUGGCAAAAUAAUGAUAACAUGCAACCUAAUUAUGACAGAAAUCAGUAUAGCGAUUUCAAUAAUAACCCGAGCAGACAAAGCUUCAAUAAUUUUGACAAUGACAAUAGAAGACGGCAAGAUUUUAGUAACCAAGAAUCCAAUAAUAGGAAUUACGAAUAUCAUAAUACAAAUAAGCCUAGUACAGCUGAUUAUUACGCAAAUAACCGCCAGGAUAAUAGAAAUAAUAAUUAUAACAGCGGUCAUAAUGGCGGUAUGGUAAAUUUUGAUAGUAACAGUUACAGUACAAACAGACCAAGUACACGAAAUUAUUUCGCAAGCAACAGGCAAAAUAGUAAACGUCAUAAUUAUGAUGAUUAUAAAGUAGCGGACGAUAGCGAAGAUAUUAUAUAUUGGCCUGAGGCGUAGACGUGGUAAAAAAGGCGGACGUUAUGGGGCUUGAAAAAAAGUGAAGCAUACUUAUUGGCGGCAUUGUACGCAUGCGUUUGUGUGUGAGUGACAGAUACAUACAUACAUACAUUUGGUCACGUCUAUAUCCCUUGCGGGGUAGACAGAGCCAACAGUCUUGAAAAGACCGAAUGGCCACGUUCAGCUAUUUGGCUUAAUGAUAGAAUUGAGAUUCAAAUAGUGACAGGUUGCUAGUCCAUCGCCUAAAAGAGGAAUCUCAAGUUUAUAAGCCUUUCCCUUAGUCGCCUUUUACGACAUCCAUUGGAAAGAGAUGGAGUGGUCCUAUUCUUUUUUGUAAUGGUGCCGGGAACCACACGGCAGUGACAGAUAAAUGAGAUAAUCAAUAAAGCAUCUAUGACGCAAUGGCCGCUGACUGUCACACUAUUGAUGAAUAGUGUGUACGUGACGCGUGUAAACAUAUUAUUGUUACUUUCUUUUGCCGAAUAGUAAAACUCUGUCCGCCUUUUGUCCUACGUUUUUGACCUGAGGCUUAAAUUAUUAUGUAAUUGUAGCGACAUCUAUAUCCAUGCCGCAAUAACCACAAAAGUAGUGAAGUUGUUAAGUAGUUCAACUACCGUCCGAUAGAUGGCGCCAUUGAGAAUUGUCCAUACAAAUAGGAAAGGCUAAAUCGCGAUGUUGAAGUUUCUUAGAGGAUGAAGUUACAGGACGCAAAAGCCUUAGUCCUUACCCCAAAUUUAUACACAUGAUUGUGAUACAUCCGAUUGCAUUCUUAAGCAUGUAAUUGAUAUUUUACAUGCUGAGAAAUUAUUUGUAUAAGUUUAUUACAGAUGGAUCAGAUGGAUGUCGCUUUGUGACAUUGAAAAUUUAUUGUUGCACUAGUUAUAAGUGCUGUAUUGUUUUAUUUAUUCGCUUUCAACGACAUUAAAAAUAAUGUCUAAUAAAAUAGAGUCUAGCGAGUCGUGGCACAGCAAGACCAGCAAAUUUAAAAAUCAUUUAGUUUUUUACUUUAAACAUACUAUAAAAUAUCAAUUUGAUGCCGUAUGGUUCUCGGCAUCAAUAGAAAAAAGAAUAGGACCACUCCAUCCUCCAUCUCUUGCCCAUGGAUGUCGUAAACUCAAUUCUAUCAUAAAACCAAACAGCUGAACGUGGCCUUUCGGUCUUUUGAUGACUGUUGGCUCUGUCUAUCCCGCAAGGGAUAUAGACAUGAUUAUAUGUUAUGUUUUAUCAAAUUCAUUUUUGAUUAUUCCGAUGGCCUCUGGUUGUGCGCUGUUUGUGACACAGGAGGGGAAGGUUCAA
Molecule: messenger RNA, 3632 nt
Organism: Amyelois transitella
Lineage: Eukaryota; Metazoa; Arthropoda; Insecta; Lepidoptera; Pyralidae
Exons: 10
Coding region: 153-2336 (727 amino acids)
Biological process (GO): proteolysis
Molecular function (GO): serine-type endopeptidase activity
Source: RefSeq, a predicted model, not a curated record